AUGUCUGAAAGUACGGUAGAUUAUGAGCCUGAAAUUUCUCCAUCAUUAAAAGUUAUUAAAUCAGUUACUCGGACUGAUUCUGAAAAAUCUCUAUCUAAAUCAGAUAAUUGUGAAUCUGAAAAUACUUUAGUGUCACAAUAUUCCCCAUCGGAUUCAAAUCAAGAUUUAGAAAAGCAUAGCAAAGUUUUGGAGCAAUUAGCUAGCACUAAUAAAAUUACUGUCAGAAUUAAUUGGAAUUAUAGCAUAGAUGAUAUUAAUGAUAAAAAAAAUAACUAUGAACAUAACUCAGAUAAUAAUAGUAAUGAAAUUAUUACCAAUAUCAAAAAUCAGCAUAUUGAAUUAAUUACUCAAAUUGAAAGUUUGAUUAAAUCAUCAAGAGGUAUGCUAAUAGAAACAUCUGCGAUAGAGGAUUAUGAGUUUUUAUCAGAUAAGAGAAGAUUAGAAUUUUUAAAAGAAAAUAUUAAUAUAUUUACCUUUGAACAAGGCUCUAAGGAGUUCGCAAGUUCAGCAAAGAAUAAAUCUGAUUCUGGUACAUACACUUAUCAUGUUGUUUUGCAAGGCCAGACAAAAAAAUCGGAAAUCUUUGACAAAUUAUCAAAUGAUAUCAAAAAUGUCCUGAUAGAGUCUGAAAAUUUAGUUCAAAGGUGGUCUAUAAGCAUUAAUAAGCAUGCAUUAACUCAUCCAGGCAACCUUUAUAUUAGAGGAAUUCCAAAAGAUUUAACUAUUGAUGAUCUGAAACCUAUAUUUGAUACAUUUGGUAAAGUUCUAUCGUUAAAGAUAAUAUGUGACUUAAUUACCGGUGAGUCGUUAGGUUACGGUUUCAUAUCGUUUAAACUUGGGUCGGAAGCUUCAAAUUGUAUUAAUAAAUUAAAUGGUACAGCCAUGAAUGGCUCUACCUUAUUUAUUAAUUAUCAUGUGGAAAGGAAAGAAAGAGAGAAGGUCUUUUGGAACAACUUCAAGGAAAAUAACGAUGAUAAUAAGUUUAAGGGAAUAUUUAUUGGAAAUAUUCCAAAAUAUAAAAAUAACAAACAACUUGUAACAACGAAGGAAAUAAUAGAGAAAAUUACAAAGUAUUUGGAAGAUGUUGUGCCAAAUGCCUCAAUUAUAUCAUUUUAUUUUCCAAAGCAGUGUCCUCCAAAUGUUGGAGAUAAUCCACAAAUUGAAGGCUUAGAUAAAAUCAAAGAUGAAGAAAAUAGAAAUAAGGAAGAUGUGGAAGAUGAUGACACAAUCACAGAUGAUGAUUCCACCGCUGUGGUUUCGAAACAGAAUAGUGAUUCAUUACCAUUCGAUGAUGAUGAAACUUUGAAAGGCUAUGGGUUUAUUAAAUUUCAAGAGCAUGAGCAUGCUAUUGAUGCUAUGACUAAAUUAGAAGAUUUACGUUUGUUUGGUAAUAAAUUAAUAAUUAACAAGGCCAUUCAAAGUAAAUAUUACAAAAAUUUUAAUGGCUUUGUUCCAAGAUUGGAGGCACGUCAUUCUGAACCAUUUUCAACUAGAUCUGAUUACCCAUUACCCAGGAGGAGAGCUUCAGAUAAUACAUUCGUAUCGCGGAAUUCUAAUUCAAUGUUUCCUCCUAACGCAACAUUUUUCCAAGGUCAACCAAAUAUCAUCGCACCAACAUUUUUUGAAAACACAAUACCACCUGCAUUCUUAACACCUUUUGGGCACUUAACACUCCCAAAUAAUGGAAUGCCCAUUAGCAGUACAACGCAAACGCAAACCUCUACAAGCACAACUGCCACUACACCACCUUUAGAUCCACUCUUUAUACCCAACCAAAUCAUGCCUAGGAAAUCAUAUAUUAGCCCGUUUUAUUCUUAUGGUAAUAUGGCAGCUCUGAAUAAUGGAUAUAUGCCUAACACUAUUGCAUAUACUUCUGGUGGUAAUACUUCCCCCGAUAGAGUUGAAAAUGAAAUAAAAGUUAAUAGUAACUCUAAUAAUAAUGCAAGCUCAGGAAAUAAUCUAAACGUUAGUAUUAAUAACAAUAAUUCUAAUAGUAACAAUAAUAAUAACAAUAAUAGUAAUGGCAAUGGUAAUAAUAAUAGUAAUAGUAAUAAAAGCCAUGGCCAUAAGAAUAUUCACCACAAUCAUAGUCACAGCACUAAUAAUAUCAGAAAUAGCAUAUCUAUGAUUCAUUUGAACCAGCAGGGCCAAUUACGCCCUUCGCAAGAUCAAACUGUAUAUCAAACUUUUGCAUUCAAUAACCAUAAUAAUGGAAAUGCCAGCAAUAAUAUUAUCACUACUAAUAAUCACAGCAAUGGCAUCCAUUCAGCAAAUAAUUCAAACAAUAAUAACAUGGGCCAUAAUAAUAUGCAUAAUAACUUAAAUAAUAAUGUUAUGAAUAAUUUGAACACGAAUAUCAAUAAUAAUGGAAUGUCUAACAUUUCUAAUAUGAGAAAGUAUAGUAUUCCAUCACCUACUAAUGACCAACAAGAAUCAAAUAUAUAUAUUAAGCAUUUGCCAUUAAGUUGGGUAGAUCACGAUUUAUAUAAAUUUUAUGAAAAAUUUGGGCCAGUUAUAAGUGCAAAGAUUAUUACUGUUGGUGGUAGUAAGAUAAAAGCAAACAAUCCCACAAAUAAUGCUGUUAAUGGUAAUGAAAAAGAUGCUGGGCAUCUUGAGUUACCAAUUGGUGCUUCUAAGGGAUACGGGUUUGUUUAUUUUAAGAAUCCACUUGAUGCGUCUAAGGCAGUUAUGUCAACAGACGGCAUUAAAUUAUUUGAUGAUCAUAUUUUAUCAGUGUCCUUUGCCCAAAAGAAGGAUAAAAAAUUUAAAAAUAAAUUCUUUAUUAACUUUGAUUUCUUAACUUUAAAAAGCAAAUAUUAA
This is a messenger RNA of Henningerozyma blattae CBS 6284, 2820 nucleotides long. RefSeq names its product Rie1p (gene RIE1). The record is from RefSeq and is a predicted model, not a curated record. The coding region runs from base 1 to 2820 and encodes 939 amino acids. Gene Ontology annotation, molecular function: RNA binding. The transcript has a single exon. NCBI's taxonomy places the organism in Eukaryota, Fungi, Ascomycota, Saccharomycetes, Saccharomycetales, Saccharomycetaceae.